UCAAAGUCACACCACCAGACUGCCAUAAAGUAAGCAGCAGGAUGGUCCUCUGUGCACUGAGGCAACAGGUGCUGAGGAGCAGCAGUCACUGUGGAGCCUGGGCCAGGCCGCUGCAGAGACAGAGCAGCGGCUGGGUUUACUCCAGCAUCCACGGCUUCAACCAGGCUGAGAUCAAAGAGAAGCUGCAGGCCUUUCCUGGAGGCUCCAUUGAUCUGUUGAAACAGGACUCUGGCAUAGCUGUGCUGACCAUCAACCACCCGUCCCGCAUGAACGCUUUCUCUGGCAGUAUGAUGGUAGAUCUGGAGGAGAGGGUGAGCCAGCUGGAGAACUGGCCAGAGGGCAAAGGCAUCAUUGUUCAGGGCGCUGCUGAAACUUUCUGCUCUGGAUCGGACCUCAACGCUGUCCGGGCAAUAUCUAACCAACAGGAUGGGAUGAGGAUGUGUAUGUUCAUGCAAAAUGCUCUUACAAGGUUGCUCAGGCUCCCCCUCAUCUCUGUUGCUCUGGUGGAAGGGAGAGCAUUGGGAGGAGGUGCGGAACUCACCACUGCUUGCGAUUUCAGAUUAAUGGCAGCAGGCAGCGUGAUCCAGUUUGUCCAUAAGCACAUGGGUCUGGUCCCAGGCUGGGGCGGUGCUGCCCGACUCGUCCGCUUGGUUGGAAGCCAGAAUGCACUCAAGCUGCUUGGCGGAGCUGUAAAAGUGGAUCCUGAGCUUGGCGUGGACAUCGGACUAGUGGAUGGAAUCCUGGAAGGCCACCAGAAAGCAGAAGGUGCAGCCACUCUCCUACAGCAGGCUGAAAAUUGGCUCGGUCGCUACACAAAGGGACCUGCCCCAGUGAUCCAAGCUGUGAAGAAGGUGGUGUUGUCAGGCAGAGAGCUCCCUCUGUCAGAGGCUCUGAGGACUGAGAAGGACGUAUUUGGGAUGGUGUGGGGUGCUCCGGCUAACCUGGAGGCUCUGGCUAGCAAGUCCAAACACAAAUGACCUUUAUGGGUAAACAGAUGUACUUUAUUAGUUCUCAUUGAGGACUUUGUUUAGUUUCAGUUACUACUAGAUACAUCAUUGCUGGAAUCCACUGAUAAUGAGAGACGAGUCAUUGCGCAGUGCUGUGGUUCUGAUUCAUGCUGCAUCUCUAUGACCUUAGACCUACAGGUAUACAGAAUGUCCAGGUACAGUAAGUAACUAAAAAUCUGGAUUGUGCAUUUGCCUUGUCACAAAGAAAUCCAGCGUCUGUGGUGCAGUGUCAAGUAACUUGAAUGAAUGCUUCAUUUACACUGUGUAGACUGAAAUUAUUUGGGAUUUCUUUUGUUUAGAUCAAGCUCCUUGAUAACAGUGAAGAUGCUGUAUUAUCCUGUGGUAUUAUGAAGUUAGACUUUUCUUAACCCUUCCUGUCCCGAUCCAAAAGACAAACAAUCUAUCCUCCAACUUUCCUGACUGUGUGAUUAUGGUAAUGAUUAGAUCACUCCAGGCUGAUUCAAACCAAAGCAGGCAAGACAGUGAUGAGGCCUAAUCAGCAUCUUCCUGCAGGACAGAGAAAUGCUGCAGCUGUCUUUCCUCUUUUACCUGCCUUUGUAGGUUACAUCAGCUGAUCUUUCAGAUUUCCUCAGUGCUCAUGUCAUUAUCACCUUGAUCGUCCACUUUUUGAUUUUGUAAUAUUAGGAAAUGCUUGGUUUUAAGAAUGUUUUCUGAGUGGUUAACACUGCUUUGCUCAACAGCUUUCGAAUCUAUAUUAAGAACGUUGGAAGAUUCUGAAGCCCUGGGCCAAAUUAGGCAUUUCACCUAUACACAGGCAAUAUCAUGAGUUGUAGACCCCCCCCCAGCCUCAGUGUGUAGUUCAUUUUUCAGUAACCCACAGAGCAAAUUAGGCUCUGCAAAAGCACAAUGUUCACAGACUGCAAUGGCAAGAAAAAGGACAGGUCCCUGGGGGUUGCAAAGCUUGUAUCCCCUGUUCCCCAUCCAAAGGUCAUGUUUCCUGGCAAGACAACCAGAUGGAGUGUUAAUAUCCGCUGUGGUCAGAAUAUCAAACACCAUGAAGGUGAGUGAAGGGAAGUCAGAUACUUGGUGUGCAGAAAACGUGGAUGAAAUGUUACUUAAAAUGGGCCCAUUGAUUGCAGUGCUUUUAAAGUCAAGCUAGAUACAUUUUCCCUGAAAACUAAAAUGACACGCACUGUAUCACAGAGUCAAAUGAGAAGACAAAACAACAAAAGAGAACCCCCAAGGAGAG
Archocentrus centrarchus (flier cichlid) is the source of this 2217-nucleotide messenger RNA. It is a transcript of the gene echdc1, whose product is annotated as enoyl CoA hydratase domain containing 1. The transcript is spliced from 7 exons. Gene Ontology annotation, biological process: fatty acid beta-oxidation. Bases 42 to 977 code for a protein of 311 amino acids. Gene Ontology annotation, cellular component: cytosol. Gene Ontology annotation, molecular function: catalytic activity. The record is from RefSeq and is a predicted model, not a curated record. Lineage: Eukaryota; Metazoa; Chordata; Actinopteri; Cichliformes; Cichlidae.